AACUGUUGUCGUGAAACGUCACUAUCAAAACAAUUGCUGGUGGUGAGCGUAGGGGUUAUGAUUAGAAGUGUUCUAAAAAAGUGUAAUUUGUUUGAGAGAAUCAAAAAUAUUACCUGUGCUAAUCGGCCCAAACAAAUCAUGGAAGGCGUCCCGCUAGACAGUCGCAAACGCUUGGCGGAAUUCUAUCAAAGCCCAUCCCCGAAAAAAACGCAUUUCGUCGGCCUCACCCCCCUCAAAGAGCUCACCAACAUCUCCAGUCCCUCCAACAGACCUUUCAGAGUUUCAAUCGAAGGAAACAUAGGAGCGGGGAAGUCCACUUUGAUAAAAUACUUCGAGGGCUUCGAAGGUAUCGAGACUAACGCUGAACCCAUUGAUUGGUGGCGAAAUCUGGAUGGCUAUAACCUGCUGGACCUGCUGUACAAAGACAUAAACGAGUGGUGCAGGGUUUUUCAAAGUUACGUCUUUUUAACUAGAUUGAAACUCCAGUCUGCAAAACCUAAGAAUUCGAGUACCACCGUCCAAAUGUUCGAAAGGUCCGUCCAAAACAACAGGUUUUGUUUUCUGGAGCAAGCCAGGCAAAGUGGUUAUCUCAAAGGGGCUGAUUAUGCAGUUUUGGACCAAUGGUACAGAUGGGCUAGAAGCAAUGUCGAUAUAAACUUGGAUCUUAUAGUGUAUCUUAGAAGCACACCUGACGUGGUCUAUGAGAGAGUCAAAAGUAGAGCUAGACCAGAGGAAAACACAAUUUCUCUCGAAUAUUUGACACAGUUACAUGACAGUCACGAAAAAUGGCUGAUGACGGAGGAUGAACGGUUCAAUACUGUGCCAGUUUUAGUUUUAGAUGCUGACAAAACUCGAGAUGAAGUUUUGGAACAAUACAGACUCAAUGAAGGCAAAAUUUUAGGACACGAUAAAAAAGGUACAAAACACAUUACCAAAGAAGACAAAUCAAAGGUAAAGAAAACCCUGGACUUGGACUAAUACAAUACUUAAUAUAUAUAACGCACUCAAAUAGGUAGGCAACCUACCCACCAUAGACUGUAACCAAAUCAAAUAAAU
This is a messenger RNA of Brassicogethes aeneus, 1056 nucleotides long. NCBI's taxonomy places the organism in Eukaryota, Metazoa, Arthropoda, Insecta, Coleoptera, Nitidulidae. The record is from the annotation of a GenBank genome assembly.